Messenger RNA from Musa acuminata subsp. malaccensis (wild Malaysian banana), 686 nucleotides. The record is from RefSeq and is a predicted model, not a curated record. NCBI's taxonomy places the organism in Eukaryota, Viridiplantae, Streptophyta, Magnoliopsida, Zingiberales, Musaceae.
GUGACAUUGUUGAUGAGUAUCUUCUUUUUACCACUUCUUCCCCCAUUCCCGACACUAGCAGCGCCUACUGACUCAUGUUCCCAUUUUCAACUCUUUCGUUAGAGAGGGAGACGGAGACGCUCAAUCGUGCUCGUCAGCUGGUGUUCAGCAACGACGGUGCCAUCGGCUUGAGGGAUCCUAGUACUGGAGGCUCACAAAUCCCUCCUGGGGGCUUCCAACAUAGAGGCGGCAGCAUCGGAGAAGCAUGUGUGCAAUUCCAACCCGUCUACCCAGGUCUCCCAAACCCGCCACCAGUGUCACAGUACCUGCACCCUUCCUCCUCCUCACGCUCGCUUCCGCAUCCACCGGCCUACCAACCUCCUCAUCCGCAUUACUACAUCGGUCAUGUCAUCUCAGGGAGUUCCCAACGCCAGCCGCGUCACCACGGCUAUAGUCCUGAUCCCAGCUUUACUUGCUAUGGAGCUCCAGUUUCUCAUAGCUUCCCCCCCGUGGAAGAAGGACGAGCACCAACAGUCAGAGGCAACCAACUCAGAUGAGAGCGUAACUGGGAUCGUAGUUAGGGACGUGUCCACCAUAACUUGCAUUGUUGAGUGAACCGUCAGCACCAGGAAUGGCCUUAACUUAUACAUCUUAAUUUGAUGGAAAGAAAAUGUCACGAAGAAUGACAACCUAAGUGAAAAGUUGUG